CUCAAGCCAAAUGACAGCAAGCACAUGGAACACAAACACUCACAUGUGACCUCACACACUUCGGCUCGCUCUAGAGAAUCUUGAACAUUGUUUCUCUGUCAGCUGUUAACUGGCCCAGAUUGUUUGAUUUUGGCAUGAUUCACGUCUGCGCACAAGAAGGGACCUGACCCAACAGUCCUGGGCACUCAAUAUCAGUGACAGGCACUCUAUGUAAACAAUCCAUGGCAUGAAAGGUGACCUGAAUGUCUAAAAUGAGUGGAUGCUAAAAAGAGAUGCUGUAUGGACAUUGACAUUGUAGUUUGAACUGCAUGUUGAAGGCAGAUUGUUGUUCUGUGAAGCCAUGGGAAUGUCAGAUGAUGCUGUGAUUGGUAGGGGCCUGAACAGCCCUGACCCACUGGUGCGUGAGGCCUAUAUGUUGGCCUAUGACUAUAUCAACUAUGUGACGGCCAAACCAGGCGUCCCAUUAGGUCCAGCACCAACCCAUGUGACAGCUGCCCUGCGCCACUCGGGAGAUGAGUUGCUUGUUCGCUUCCCCAUCUUCUUUCGGCGCUGGCCACGGGUUUUCCAGGACGUGACAGAACAAACGGCCUGCCCAACUCUUGUUUCCAUCCUGGAUGAGCACUUUGCCCCUAACCGGCAUAGAGACCUUGCAUGGAGUGCUGUGCUGUCCGUGUUCGUUGUAGCUGGCCAACUGGCUCUGCACUGUCAGGACAGGGGCAUGACAACUGUCCUGCCACAGAUUCAGGAGUGCGUGGGCAGCUACGUAGAGAGGGUCAUCUGCCCGGAGAUUAGGGAUAAAGGAGGAUGGUCUGGUUUCAUCAGUCGUUUUGGACAGAAGCAGAGCCUUGAAGACCAGGUGAUGAUGGUGUGCUGCUGGUCGCUACUCUUGCUGUGUGUUGGGAUCCUAACCUACUUUGUAUGGACAAGAAGGAAAACUUAGACCACAGCGCCAUCUGCUGGGAAUAUGUGCCAAGCUAUGGUGUGUAAUCAUAAAUGCAACCACAUCACAAACAAUGCAGAGAGAAUGGAAGAUUCCACUGUGAGAAGCACACUUUUCCUUCGGUCGGGGCCAGACUGCAAAUCAUGUGAAGAAUACCAAACACCAGUCAGAAAGUGACCUGCACACUUUGCACAGACAUUGAAAAAAAAAUGUAUAAGCACUGGUGUACAUGGCAUAAUUGAAAUAUGACUCUAUAUACACCUUUUAUGAUAUCAAUA
Messenger RNA from Myxocyprinus asiaticus (Chinese sucker), 1218 nucleotides. It is a transcript of the gene bcl2l16, whose product is annotated as BCL2 like 16. Gene Ontology annotation, biological process: extrinsic apoptotic signaling pathway in absence of ligand; regulation of apoptotic process; intrinsic apoptotic signaling pathway in response to DNA damage. The coding region runs from base 341 to 940 and encodes 199 amino acids. The record is from RefSeq and is a predicted model, not a curated record. The transcript has 4 exons. Gene Ontology annotation, cellular component: mitochondrial outer membrane. Gene Ontology annotation, molecular function: protein homodimerization activity; protein heterodimerization activity. Lineage: Eukaryota; Metazoa; Chordata; Actinopteri; Cypriniformes; Catostomidae.